AUGGACAAAGGUACAACCGUCAGAAUAGUGUUGGACGUCGGAUGCUUUGGCGAUGCACUAAAAAGAACAUGGGCUGCAGAAGUAGAAUUUGGACAGAAGGAACCUCCAUCAUACACUUUAGUCAUUUAUUUCGAUUUUACAAAAGGUGGAAGCCGAGUGUUGGUCGUGAACGGUGAACGUUUUAACAAGCAAAGUUGUAAUGGCGGCAAGGUGUCGUGGAGAUGCAUCAAACGUAAUUUGGGCUGUAAAAGUACAGUUUGGACAUUCGAUGAUGAAAUAGUUAAGAUAAGAGAUGAUCAUAUGCAU
Molecule: messenger RNA, 306 nt
Organism: Brenthis ino (lesser marbled fritillary)
Lineage: Eukaryota; Metazoa; Arthropoda; Insecta; Lepidoptera; Nymphalidae
Source: the annotation of a GenBank genome assembly